AUGAGUUUGUUUGUUGUUGGGUUAGGUCCUUUACCAAGCAAAGAGGAUCGGGCAACAAUGCUUAUUGGAGGCAUGGACAUUUCAAGUUUGAUGGUCUAUGUGAAGCAAGGAGAGGAAGAGAAGAUGAAAGAUGGAGAGGGGUUCAAGAACAAGAGGUCUAAUAUAGGGAAUGAGUCCGGGCAGCAGAAGAAUAAUGUUAAUCGGUGUGAUAGACACCACUCAGGUAAGUGUCGUGAUGGACAGACAAACUGCUACAAGUGCGGUCAAGAGGGUCACUUCAUGAAAGAGUGUCCUAAAAAUAAGAAAGGUAGUGGAAAUUUGGGCAAUAGAUCCCAAUCUUCAUUAGUUACUCAACCAGACAGUCCUUCACCUAGAGGAGCAACUUCUGGUACUGGCGGAGGAGCAAAUCGCCUUGAUGCAGUCACUAGUCGCCAAAACAAAGAGAACUCUCCAGAUUUUAUCAAUGGUAUGAUCAAAGUCUUUGCUUUAGAUGUUUAUGAUUUACUAGACCCAUGA
Molecule: messenger RNA, 516 nt
Organism: Solanum lycopersicum (tomato)
Lineage: Eukaryota; Viridiplantae; Streptophyta; Magnoliopsida; Solanales; Solanaceae
Molecular function (GO): nucleic acid binding; zinc ion binding
Source: RefSeq, a predicted model, not a curated record